Capsella rubella is the source of this 2047-nucleotide messenger RNA. Its product is annotated as calcium-dependent protein kinase 26. The transcript is spliced from 5 exons. Gene Ontology annotation, biological process: peptidyl-serine phosphorylation; protein autophosphorylation; intracellular signal transduction. The coding region runs from base 319 to 1887 and encodes 522 amino acids. NCBI's taxonomy places the organism in Eukaryota, Viridiplantae, Streptophyta, Magnoliopsida, Brassicales, Brassicaceae. The record is from RefSeq and is a predicted model, not a curated record. Gene Ontology annotation, molecular function: calmodulin binding; ATP binding; calcium/calmodulin-dependent protein kinase activity. Gene Ontology annotation, cellular component: cytoplasm; nucleus.
CCUUUCUCUCUCUCUCUCUCUCUCUCUUUGUGUUGCUAACUUUAAGGCUCUAUUAUUUGAUUAAGUCGAGAUCGAGAUGCAUUUCAAUAACCCAAUUUAGAGGGUUUUGCGUAUUUUUUAUUGGACUCUUUUGAGCUCGGAAAUCGAAUCGGAGGAUCCGAAGGUGAAUGCAGCUUACGAUUUCAUCGAAGAGUAGAUUUGCCUGUUGGAUUAGGCCUAAUUGGGGAAUUAUAUAGCUGUAAGAUUGUAACUGAGAGAUAUAUUGCUAGCGGAACUUGGAUUUUUCCGGGAAGUUUUUUUUGAUCGUUUGGAGGAUAUAUGGGUAUGGACAUAGCUGAUAAGGAGAAUACAAGUCCGCUUUUAUUUGAAUUCUGCCAUUGCUACAAAGUUGCAAGCCUCACUGAAACCAUUCUAGACCCUGUCAAUGUUUCCAACUUAAAAGAUCGAUAUGUGCUUGGGGAACAGUUAGGUUGGGGUCAGUUUGGUGUCAUAAGAGUGUGUUCUGAUAAGUUAACUGGAGAGAGGCUUGCUUGCAAGUCUAUCUCUAAAGACAGGCUGGUUACACAGGAUGACAUGAAGAGUAUCAAACUCGAGAUCGCGAUUAUGGCCAAGUUAGCUGGCCACCCGAACGUUGUGAAUCUCAAAGCGGUUUAUGAGGAGGAAGAUUCCGUGCAUCUUGUGAUGGAACUAUGCGCUGGCGGUGAGCUUUUUCACAAGCUUGAGAAAUACGGGAGGUAUUCGGAGUUGCGUGCUAGGGUGCUUUUCAAGCAUUUGAUGCAAGUGGUCAAGUUCUGUCACGAUAGCGGUAUUGUCCACAGAGAUUUGAAACCUGAGAACAUUCUUAUGGCCACAAUGUCUUCUUCAUCUCCUAUCAAAUUGGCUGAUUUUGGGCUGGCAACCUAUAUAAAGCCUGGCGAAAAGUUGAGCGGGACAGUUGGUAGUCCGUUUUACAUAGCCCCUGAAGUGUUGUCAGGAGGAUAUAACCAAGCUGCUGAUGUAUGGAGUGCAGGGGUUAUUUUGUACAUUCUUCUCAGUGGAGUACCUCCCUUUUGGGGAAAGACUAAGUCAAAGAUUUUUGAUGCUGUCAGGGCUGCAGAUUUGAGAUUUUCUGCAGAGCCAUGGGAUCAUAUAACUUCAUACGCCAAGGAUUUGAUCCGGGGAAUGCUUUGUGUUGAUCCUUCCCAAAGGUUAUCAGCUGAUGAAGUUCUAGCUCACUCGUGGAUGGAGCAAUUAUCUGAAUCAGGUCAAGAAAAAUUUGUUCAGGAUGGGUUUGGCUGUGAAGGAUUGGAGAAUGGUGGAUGCUCUUUCUCCACACCAUGCGUUUCUCGAGAACAAGAUUAUAGCUUUAGCAUGGCACAAUUAGAGAAAUCAACCGAUAGCGAUUGUAAAUCAUCAUUCUCGUCUUUCUUACCGGUGGAUAACACACUGCCAAAUUCCGGUUUUGGUGGGUUUUCUCUUGAUGGGAAACAACCGGAAUCAACCUCAACUGGCUUCACAUCAACUGGAAUUCCGUCCAUGCCAAGCUUUACCUUUUUUAGCCCAGGCCCAGCGACGACUCAGAACAAUAACGUCACUGAAACAGAUGGAAAACUUCGAGACUCAAGUCCAAAGAGGUCACUGCCUUCUCCAGAUUUCUCAUCACAACUUGAGAGGCGUGAGGAAGCAGGGGAAAAUCAGACGGAAGCAGCAGGAAAGUCAGAGACAAGAAGGGAAAGAGGAAACUGGUCAAGAAUGUCAGGACUGCACAGCAAAAGGAACCGGACCAUAGGACUAGGAGAGCUAGAUCAGUUGGUUGUAGAUGUUGCAGUCACGGAGUCGAUAAUCAGAUGGGCAUCAUGCACGCAUAUUCCCACGGCUCCAUCCCUCAGAUUGUCGCUCGUCUGCUAGAACAAGAAGAAGACAACUGUUAUCAGUAUAAUUUGUAUGUACACAUCUGAUUUUGUUCCUGCAAUGUCUUUGUUUUGUAGUAAAACAUUUCCAUGGAAACUGACCGCAACUGUAUAAUACCAACCAGAAAUAGAUUUGUGAUUUGAUAUGUCUUCAGUAA